AUGGACAGAGACAGUCUGAUUGAGUUUUAUUUCAGGCUGGGAAUGAGCUACAAAUGCAUUUUGAAAAGCCUGGCAAUGCAAGGAACCAUCAUUAUGGAGAGACAUUUAAACCGGAUAUUGAGAGCCAAGUCGCUUUACAGACGUAAGUACGACCUGGACGCCGGGAUAGAUUUUAUUGUGAACCAACUGCAAGGGCCUGGGAAGGAUCACGGUUAUCGGUGGAUGUUUACAAAGUGCAAACAACACGGCAUUGUGAUCAAGAAAGAAGACGUCAGGAUCCUCAUCUCUUUACUGGACCCAGUAGGUUCCCAGGUUCGCCAGACCAGACGUCUCAGAAGGAGGCAAUAUUUUGCUCAGGGGCCUAACUUUGUGUGGCACAUAGACUCUUAUGACAAACUAAAGCCAUAUGGGAUAUGUAUUAAUGGAUGCAUCGACGGUUUCUCACGCAACAUCAUUUGGCUGCGGACCGCACACACUAACAGUGACCCAAAGGUUAUCAGAAGUUACUUUGUGGAAGCAGUGGAGAGUCGUGGGGGUUUCCUCAGGCUCGUACGAACUGACAUGGGCACUGAGAACGUGUUGGUCAGAGACCUCCAGCGUUAUUUACGGAGAAAUGACGGGGAUGAUAGAGCAGGAGACAGAAGCUACGUCACAGGAGCAAGUACCGCAAACCAGAGAAUUGAGAGCUGGUGGGGAGUGAUGAGAAAAGAAGGAGUCGAGUCAUGGAUCAAGCUUCUAGGAGAACUGAAGGACGAAGGAUUCUUCUUUGGGGAUUUCAUUGACAAAGCUCUGUCACAGUUCUGCUUCAUGCCAAUCAUUCAGGAGGUAUUGAAUGACAUCCGGAGUGUUUGGAAUGCUCACCGUAUAAGGCCCUCAAAGAAUAACAACGUGCCCUGUGGGAUACCUGAUGUCAUGUACAUGGCCCCUCACCUUUGGGGUGCAGAAGACUGUCUCGUUCCACUGACAGAAGAUUUGACCUUGUGUAAAAAUAGCUGCACUUUUGUUAGUUCAGUCCCAUGUGAUGUGCAAGUGUUUGAUUUGUGCACAAUAAUAAUGGAGGAAUCAAGCUUGGAAUUCCCAUCUACCAUGUCCCAGGCCCUUGAUUUAUAUUUUCAUCUCAGGGAUACAGUUCGUUCACAGUUAUUUGAGGCUACUUAAAUGGACACAAACAUACAAAUGUAGUACAUUUUGUACUUCAGUACGUAUUCCUACAGCUUAAUGUACUUAUUAUUAAGUAAUUGUUUUUCUCCAGUGUGUAGUUAUCUUGUCUUUGUAUCAAAAUUAUCAGAAAAGACUGUAUAACAUAAUUUUCAUUUUAUCCAUGUCAGUAAAUUAACUCAUCAUGAAGUGUUGCUUGCUCUUGGUAGCUACAAAGCGUGGAGUAUUAAACUAAAAUAUGAUACAGGUUAGAAAAAAAUAAAUCCUUUUGGGAUUGAGUUAAACUUAUCACACUGUUAAAGCAUCAAAAGUUGUUCAUAAUAGUUUUUGGUACCAAAAAUGUGUUCAUUUCUAACAAAAACAAGAGCACCUUGGAUAACAACCACAUAGACUGGCAAUAUAUCUAAUGUUGUGAUCAAUUAGACAAGAAGACCAAGUAGGCUAAAGUGUAGAAUCAUAGUUGUGUCACCAAUGCUCCAAAUGUUUCUUGAGCCUAUAAUUUUGUUAUUGUGGAAUAGAUUAAAGCAAUCCCAUGUUUGAUAAAGAACGGCUUCUUUUCUUAAAAAUCAUAGCACGUGUAUGACAUUACAGAAUGAGUAGUUAAAUAACUUUCAGCGGUGUCAUUAGACAUGUUCAUGCUUAAUAAAGAUGUAUAGAAUGUAACAGAGAGGACAAAGUUUUGUACAAAUGAGAAUGGUUUACUGGUGUCUUUCAAAAUACACCAUACUCAAAAACAGGUUGUAUUUUGCAUAUAAUAACAGGAUAAAAUAACAGUUAUUUCUAAAAUGUUAUACAAACCUCUUUACAAUGUAACCAAUCUCUGUAAUUGACAACUUUUCUUCUAAACCCAUUAGGAACAUAAAGGUUCACAUUCUUGUUUCUAUUAAGAUUUCUGCAAACAUCUGAAAUACUUUAAUAUAGAACAUGCUUAAUCAGUUGGAAUAUGGUAUUUGUAAUGGUGUUGUACUUAUGUAUGUAUAUACAGUAGACAGCACUCAGCAAUCUUCCAGUUUGUAGAACUGUUACUGUAUGCUAUAUUGGAAAUAUUUGUUACUCUUCCUGUAGUAAAAAAGUAUUAGAAUGUUAAAAUUAGUAAUUUAUUUUGGCACUAACCAGAAACACAGUAACAAUGUGUGCAGCAGGAA
This is a messenger RNA of Haplochromis burtoni (Burton's mouthbrooder), 2303 nucleotides long. RefSeq lists its product as uncharacterized. Lineage: Eukaryota; Metazoa; Chordata; Actinopteri; Cichliformes; Cichlidae. The record is from RefSeq and is a predicted model, not a curated record. Bases 1 to 1158 code for a protein of 385 amino acids. The transcript has 3 exons.